This is a messenger RNA of Eimeria necatrix, 1296 nucleotides long. RefSeq lists its product as hypothetical. Gene Ontology annotation, biological process: DNA-templated transcription initiation; transcription preinitiation complex assembly; transcription by RNA polymerase III. Lineage: Eukaryota; Apicomplexa; Conoidasida; Eucoccidiorida; Eimeriidae. The transcript is spliced from 7 exons. The record is from RefSeq and is a predicted model, not a curated record. Bases 1 to 1296 code for a protein of 431 amino acids. Gene Ontology annotation, cellular component: transcription preinitiation complex; transcription factor TFIIIB complex; nucleus. Gene Ontology annotation, molecular function: RNA polymerase III type 3 promoter sequence-specific DNA binding; RNA polymerase III general transcription initiation factor activity; TBP-class protein binding.
AUGUUCCUGAAGCUGCUGCGGGUCCUCCACGUGCAAGUUCCCCACAUUGACCCCUCUCUCUUCAUAGAGCGUUUCGCGCUGCAGCUGAACUUGGGCAGCAAAACGCAAACUGUCGCUCACACCGCAGUCAGGCUCGUGCAGGCAAUGAAGAGGGACUGGAUUGCUACAGGGAGGAGACCCAUGGGCCUUUGUGGGGCUGCGCUGCUGAUUGCUGCUCGCUACCACGACAUACAGAUUGACGCAGAAGACGUGGCAGUCGCUGUGCGAAUCUCCUGCCCCACACUUUCCAAAAGGCUGUAUGAGUUUAGGCGGACUGCUGUGGCGCAGCUGCCAGCAGCAGCUUUGGGGGAGACGGAUUUGCUGCAGCUGCCGGCGCUGCCGCUGCCCCCCUGCCGCCUCACCAAGAAGAGGCAGCAGCAGCAGCAGCAGCAGCAGCAGCAGCUGCAGGACGGCAAGAAGACACUUAGUCUCGAAGACGGGCCUGUGGCAGCAGCAGCAGAUUCUGCAGCAGCAGCAGGUCCCGCAGCAGAAGCAGCAGCAGACCCUGCAGUAGCUGGGGAACCCGCAGCAGAAGCAGCAAAUGGAGACCAUCGGGGGCCCUCUGCUGCUGCUGCUGCUGCUGCAAAUGAGGGCGCAGGGGCCCCAGGGGGCCCCCAAGCUGCUGCAGCAGCAGAAGGCGAGGGGCAAAAAGAAGCAGCAGGCGAUGAGCAGCAGCGGGUGUGCAGCAGCAGCGAUGCCUUGUGCAAUGAGCAACCCUCCUCGGGCGACAUUUUGUCUGUGGCGGGUUGGAUCGUGGAGACCAUUAGUGCCUCUCCUGCUGCAGCAGCAGACGCAGCAGCUGGCGCAGCAGCACCCGCAGCAGGAGACGCAGCAGCAGCAGCAACGACAGGGACCCCCGCAGCAGAGAGCACAGACGGCAGACCUGCAGCAGGACACGCAGAGACAGGCGCAGCAGCAGCAGCAGCAGCAGCAGAACCAGACGGGGAGGAAGCACUGCAAGCAGCAGAAGGCGGAGACCCUCUAGCAGACCUCCUCAGAUCCGUUAGGGCUAGAGCUGAUGAGUUGCUGCUGCCCACAGAGACACAAGGCCUGCCGACAGCAGCUAGCAGCGGUGAGGGGCGGGCGGGGGCCUGUGGACCAGCAGCAGCAGCAGCAGCAGCAGCAGCAGAAGCAGCAGCAGCAGCAGGGGAAGCAGCAGAAGGGCUGGAAGAGGAAGACCCGGAGGAGUCAGAAGAUGGGCUCGAAGACAUGCUGCUGAAUGAGCACGAGAGAGAGGCAAAGGCCCUCAUUUGGUAA